Molecule: messenger RNA, 1988 nt
Organism: Andrographis paniculata
Lineage: Eukaryota; Viridiplantae; Streptophyta; Magnoliopsida; Lamiales; Acanthaceae
Product: protein IQ-DOMAIN 2-like
Exons: 6
Coding region: 327-1652 (441 amino acids)
Molecular function (GO): protein binding
Source: RefSeq, a predicted model, not a curated record
GUGUGGAUUGUGAUUCCCUUCACGUUCUUCUUUUUCUCUCUCUCUCAUUUACCAUUUGCCGAGAUCUGGAUUCGUUCCAUCCAAUUCAAUCCCAUUGAGGCCUUCAACUCACACUUCCAAUUUCUUCUUUUUAAAUUGGAUUUCGAAUCAUGCUCCAUCAUAAAUUGUGCCACUUCAAUUGUUGAUUGACUAGUCGCAUUUGCGAUUACGUAGAGAAAGCAGAAGCCCGCCGAAUCAGUUGUUGUGUGAGAUCUAGUUUCUAAAUUUCAGGUUUUAGUUCAGGAGUUCAGAUUAAGAAAGAACAGAUUCAAGGUAAAAUAAAAAGAAUGGUGAGGAAAGGGAAUUGGUUUUCUUCAGUGAAGAAGGCUCUAAGCCCAAAUUCGAAGGCAAAGAAAUCCAAGAAAGAGAAAAGCUCCGGAAAAGAAAAUCCCUCAGUUUCAGAAUCUCCGAUUCCGGAGACGAUCCAAGUAUCCGAUCCUCAUCCUCUUCCGCCUCUGGAAGAUGUGAAAUCGGUUGAGGUGGACGAUGAGCAGACGAAACAUGCUUACUCUGUUGCGGUUGCUAGUGCUGCAGCCGCUGAGGCGGCUGUUGCGGCUGCUCAGGCAGCGGCAGAGGUGGUUCGACUGACUACGGUGAAUCAGUUUGCAGGGAAAUCCAAGGAAGAAAUUGCUGCAAUUAAACUACAGACUGCAUUCCGGGGUUACUUGGCAAGAAGGGCGUUGCGAGCUCUGAGGGGGCUAGUUCGGCUGAAAUCACUCGUCGAUGGGCCAACUGUCAAACGCCAAACUGCAAACACCCUGAAAUGUAUGCAGCAUUUAUCUCGUAUGCAGUCUCAGGUUCAGUCGAGAAGGACAAGGAUGCUGGAGGAGAAUCGAGCCCUCCAGAGGCAGCUUCUUCAAAAACGUGCAAAAGAGCUCGAAAGCUUACGAAUGGGAGAUGAAUGGGAUGAUAGUCUACAAUCAAAAGAGCAAAUUGAGGCGAGCUUACUACACAAAUAUGAAGCUGCAAUGAGGCGUGAACGAGCACUCGCUUAUUCGUACACUCAUCAGCAAACAUGGAAGAAAUCUGCAAGACCGACGAACCUACUCUUCAUGGACCCGACGAAUCCUCAAUGGGGCUGGAGCUGGUUGGAACGAUGGAUGGCGACAAAGCCGUUGGAAUCCCAGGCGAUUAUUGUCGAUAAAGAUCUCAAUGGAAACAUCGGCGGCGAAAUUACCAAGUCCUUUGCCCGGCAUCAGCUAAACUCCGAUAAUGCGGCGACCGCAGGCAUUCCAAAGCCACUGGCUCAGCAAUCAACAGCAGGCAAGAAGCUGAAGCCCCCGAGCCCGCGUGGGAGCAUCGUAAGCCAAGAAGAGGACGCGAGAAGCACGUUCAGCGUGCACUCGGAACGUAACAGACGGCACAGCAUCGGUGGCUCGUCCGUCAGGGAUCCUGACGACGAGAGCAUGGCGAGCUCGCCGUCCGUCCCCAGCUACAUGAUCCCGACUCAGUCGGCAAAGAACAAGACGAAGUUGCCGAGCCCUCUUGGGAUGGAGCCCAACGGCAAUAGCAAUGGCAAUGGCAAUGCCAUCCCAUCUGCUGCCUCCGCCAAGAAACGGCUUUCUUUUCCCGGCUCGCCUGCCAGGCCGAGGAGACAUCAAGUGCUCGGCUGACUGACUGACUCUAUGUAUAUAAACACACGCUCUCUCGCCGGUAUGCUAUGCUAUGCUUCUCUCUCAAUUCAAUUCUUCAUAAGAUAAAGCUGGAUGGGAAGACAGGUAAAGGAUUUGUUUGGCUUGUUAUGUUAAUUAUAUAUGGUUGGUUAUUUCUAUUUUAUAUCUAUUUUUUUUUUGGGUGAUUUAUUUCAUUUAUUUAUUUUUGGUGUAGAAUUAGAAUUGCAUAUUGUAUUGUUUGCUCAUUGUAAUGUUGGUGAGAUUUGUUUCUGCUCCUCAGACUCUUUUGGAAUGGACCAAAUUUAUUUUAUUCAAUGCGGUUUUGUUUUCUUUCAA